UUAUAAUUAUGUAUGUGAUGGAUAUUUAAGGAUAGAGGAUGGGAAACCUUAAGGAAAAGGUCUUGGAAAAACCUACAACGUCCUGUCAUCAUCUUUCGACGUUUUCACGACCUACUAUGUGUCUAGCAGCGUGUCUUAACUCCUUUGCUGUACUGCAUGCGGUGGGCUGGGAUAAGAAGUCGCUUUCCUGUGUUUGCUGUCCUAGUCCGUUAAGGGACACUGAAGCAUCAAUGCCGGGGGAUUGGCAGACCUACGUCGGUGGGACAUGUUUACCUGGCUACGAGCUCGUAGCCCCCCGUAUUUGUUUGAAAUAUAACUCCACUUCUGUCAACUAUACAGUGGCUGACGCUCUGUGUAAGGCCGACGGAGGGUUCCUAAUUAGAAUAGAUUCUGCUGAAAAGAACUCCUUGUUUAUAAAUUUUAUCGAAAACCAUGUUGAUGACACUUCGGGAACACAAGUUUGGGUCCAGGCCACAAAAAACGGCUCAUCCUGGUAUUUUGAUGACAACACGCGAAUAGAUUUCGAGAACUUCGGUGAUGGUGCCAAUAGCAACGGACCAAAUGAAAAAUGGGCGAGAGCUAGAGGAGCUUUAGCGUUUCAAUGGCAAGACGGUCAGGAUUCUGAUGAAUUCAGUGUUGUGUGUGAAUCAAAGACAAUGCUGUAUUGGACGUAAUAAUCAAAAUCAAAACAAUGAAAACAAUGGAUCCAAUUGAAAAAAGAUAUUCCUUUGUCAUGGAAAUUUCUACAAAUAAAAGAUUUCAAUUUAAAAAAAAA
This is a messenger RNA of Saccostrea echinata, 775 nucleotides long. RefSeq lists its product as uncharacterized. The record is from RefSeq and is a predicted model, not a curated record. Lineage: Eukaryota; Metazoa; Mollusca; Bivalvia; Ostreida; Ostreidae. Bases 39 to 674 code for a protein of 211 amino acids. The transcript has 4 exons.